Molecule: messenger RNA, 2676 nt
Organism: Megalobrama amblycephala (Wuchang bream)
Lineage: Eukaryota; Metazoa; Chordata; Actinopteri; Cypriniformes; Xenocyprididae
Product: protein IWS1 homolog
Exons: 17
Coding region: 284-2269 (661 amino acids)
Biological process (GO): poly(A)+ mRNA export from nucleus
Cellular component (GO): nucleus
Source: RefSeq, a predicted model, not a curated record
AGCGCCGGCGCGUAGACACGCAUGCGUUCUCUGAGCGGCGACACCAUUUUAGAGGAAGAAAGAAAAACAGGGAGAGUAACUGACCAUCAGUAAUAUAUCGAUAGUUUCAUUAAUAAGGGCCCAUGUGACAGACCCAGACGGACAGAAGGUCUCGCGGGUCCACAGAAGAACCGGGUUCUGAUACUGCGGUACUGGCGCGGGUCUGAUCUGGGUUUGUUGUUGUCGCUCGGUUGUGUGGGUGUUUGGGUGAAGCUGAAGCAGCGCGGUUCCGUCCAGAGUCCAGAUGGAUGGAGAUGAGGAGAUCCGCUCAGAUGACGGCAGCGCUACUCCAGUUCAGGACGAGCAGGAGGAUGCGAGGCCCGGAUCCCGGCAGUCUGACGAGGAGGGCAGUGAUAACGAGGACGCCGCACACGACAGGAAGUCCGAGAACGCCGACAGCGGGUCGGAUCACGAGGCCCGUGGAGGAGCAGCAGACGGGAGCGACUCAGAGCCCGAGCCGCCCCGUCCUGCAGACAGCGACGAGGAUGAGGAGGGCAGCUCCCCUGUGAAGAGAAGAGCGAGCACCUCUGAGAACGAGGAGGAGGAGGAGAAAGCGCAUCCCGCCAGCGACUCCGACCAGGAGGAGACGGAGAAGAGAAGCAGCCCCAAAUCUGACGCGGGCAGCGAUUCGGACGAGGACAAACCCAAACAGAAAACUCAGAGAGACUCUGAUGCUGAGGAAGAAGAGGAGGAGGAGGGAGGGAGGAAGGAGACAGGGAAGUGGAAAGCUGUGAUGAACUCAGACAGCGAGGAAGAGGAGGAGAGGCCAAAGGAGGAAGCAGGAAGUGAUGAAGAUGAAGGGCCCAAACGACGAGCUCUGGCCAGUGAUGAUGAUGAUGAGGAAGAUGAGAAGCCUGUGAAGAGGAAGAAGGCAGUUCUGUCAGACAGUGAGGAAGAUGAAGAGAAAGAGGUGAAGAAGAGCCGGCUGGUGUCUGAUGAUGAAGACUCUGGCAGUGAUGAAGCCUCUGGAGGUCCUGACAAGAGUUUAGCAGCUAAACUGAAGGAGCUGGGCUCAGACAGCGAGGAUGAGGAGGACGCGAUGAAGGCGGAUACAGGGAAGAAGGACGAGAAGGCUCUGUUCGGCAGCGACAGCGACUCCGGCGACGACGAGGAAGAGAAAAUGAUCGCAGACAUCUUCGGAGAGUCCGGCGAUGAAGAGGAGGAGGAGUUUACGGGCUUCAAUCAGGAGGAGCUGGAGGGUGAGCGGCCGCAGUCUCACGCGUCGGGACAGAAGGGAAUGGACGACUCGGAUUCAGAUGAUGAUGUGGACAGAAGCGGAAAAGACAUGUCCUACAUGUCAGACUUCGACAUCAUGUUGGCCCGCAAGAAAGCUCAGAGCGGCAAACGCAGGCGGAAUCGAGACGGAGGGACGUUCAUCAGUGACGCAGAUGAUGUCGUGAGCGCCAUGAUCACCAAAAUGACAGAAGCUGCAGAGGAGGACCGGACUCUAAACAGUCAGAAGAAACCAGCUCUGAAAAAGCUCAUGCUGCUCCCCACAGUGGUGAUGCAUUUAAAGAAGCAGGACCUGAAGGAGACAUUUAUAGACAGCGGUGUGAUGUCGGCCAUCAAGGAAUGGAUCAGUCCACUCCCGGAUAAGAGUCUCCCAGCACUCAAGAUACGAGAGGAACUCCUCAAGAUCCUGCAGGAGCUGCCCAGUGUGAGUCAGGAAACACUGAAGCUCAGUGGAAUCGGACGAGCCGUCAUGUACCUCUACAAACACCCUAAAGAGUCCCGGCCGAACAAAGACCUCGCGCUCAAACUCAUCAAUGAGUGGUCACGGCCCAUCUUCGGCUUAACGUCCAACUACAAGGGAAUGACGAGAGAAGAGCGACAGCAGAGAGACCUGGACCAGCAGAUCGCCCCGCGCCGGCGCCUCAGUGAGCCUCAGACGUCUGAGAGGCCGGAGGAGCCGGACGUCUUUUCCCCUGCGCACAGUUCCGGUGGACAGACUCCUCGCAGAGAUCUGGAGAAGGUGCUGACGGGAGAGGAGAAGGCGUUACGGCCGGGUGACCCAGGGUUCUGUGCGAGGGCGCGUGUGCCCAUGCCGUCCAAUAAGGACUAUGUGGUUCGGCCCAAAUGGAACGUGGAUGGGGACUCAAACCGGAGGAGCUUUAGGAAAGGCAUCAGCCUGCUGGAGAAGCACAAGCGGCGUUUUGCGGAGGAGAGGAAGCAGCGCCGCCCGCAGGGUGCUGUGAGAAUCAGCAUUGAGGGAAACCGUAUGCCCCUGUAGUUCCGCGACCUGCCUGAGGGGGCAGGUCCGAUGAAGAAGGGCAUGUCACGAGUAGAUAAACAGAUGCGACGCUUCGCAGAUAUCAAGCGGCUAACGAAGACGGGACACGCGGUGAAGAUCAGCGUGGAGGGGAACCGCAUGCCCCUCUGACCCUCCACACGCUCCUCAAGCUUUUCUGUUUCUGUUUUUUUCCUGUAAAAUGUUGCCAGAGUUGGGCGUUUGGUUCUACAGUAGUUCUGCAGAAUCGGAUCUCCACGAAGCCGCGUAUCUGUACUGUAGCUAUGCGUGAUUCUGCGUAGCUGCGCGUUUGCAAUGUAUUCAGAGCCCAGAGAACUGAACUGGGAACGUGAUGGCGUUUGGUUCUGAUGUAUCUUUCAUAAUAAAGAGUUUCCAUGUUCUAAGUUUUA